AUGCAGAGGCCAGCACUCAAGAAUCUGCUCGCAACACGCAAAGCACUACCAUCACAGUGCAACCUGCUUCGUCAAAGGAAGUCUUUGCAACGCUGCAAUUAUGCCACAGCCGCAGGCCUUGAUAUCAAUCCUAUCUCUGGCGCACUAGGAGCCGAGAUCCUGAACGUCGACCUCUCCUCACCUCUUUCCAAAGAGACCACACACACUAUUCGCAAAGCCUUAUUAGACCAUCUUGUAAUCUUCUUCCGGAGCCAAAACCUAUCACCAUCCAGCUACUUGAAAUUCACGUCUCAAUUUGGCAAACCCGUCGAGUAUCCAUUCGUUAAAGGUAUCGAAGGUCAUCCAGAGGUCAUUAAUGUGCUCAAGCGAGAACACGAGGUAACAAACUUUGGAGGUGUUUGGCAUAGCGACACAAGCUAUCAGUCUGUUCCCCCUCUUGGCUCUGUGCUGCUGGCUCUUGAAGUACCGCCCUAUGGCGGCGACACUCUUUUCGCAAAUCAAUAUCUUGCAUACGAAGCUCUCUCGCCGAGUCUCAAACAGACAUUAUCCACUUUGAAAGGCGUCAGUACCUCUUCAAAAGCAGAUGCAAGCAAGACGAGAGAGGAUCGGGUCAAAGACUCUGGCCACAAGACAGAAGUCUUAGAGGCGGUUCAUCCUGUUGUGAGGACCCAUCCGGAGACUGGACGUCAGUCACUAUACAUCAAUGUCGCACACACUAGCCGUUUCGAGGGUUGGACCGAGGACGAGUCAGCCCCAUUGCUUCAAUAUCUGUUCCAGCACCAGAUAAAACCGGAGUUCACUUGUCGUUUCCGUUGGGAAGUCGGCAGCAUUGCCUUCUGGGACAACAGGUGUGCUUUACACAAUCCCAUCAACGACUACCACGGGUAUCGCAGAAGCAUGUGGAGAAUCACGCUAGCAGGAGAUAGCCCACGAUGA
Messenger RNA from Lithohypha guttulata, 936 nucleotides. RefSeq lists its product as uncharacterized. Gene Ontology annotation, molecular function: 2-oxoglutarate-dependent dioxygenase activity. Lineage: Eukaryota; Fungi; Ascomycota; Eurotiomycetes; Chaetothyriales; Trichomeriaceae. The record is from RefSeq and is a predicted model, not a curated record. Bases 1 to 936 code for a protein of 311 amino acids. Gene Ontology annotation, cellular component: cytoplasm. The transcript has a single exon.